Portunus trituberculatus (swimming crab) is the source of this 1690-nucleotide messenger RNA. RefSeq lists its product as uncharacterized. Lineage: Eukaryota; Metazoa; Arthropoda; Malacostraca; Decapoda; Portunidae. The record is from RefSeq and is a predicted model, not a curated record. The coding region runs from base 36 to 590 and encodes 184 amino acids. The transcript has 2 exons.
CCUGACAACUCUCCUUGCCUUCCCUUCACCCUCAGAUGCGGCUCGGAGUGACAGUCUGCCUGGUGGUGCUGGUGGUGAGUUUCUGCGAUGGAGUGGUGGUGUUCCCUGACGCUGUAGCUAAUCAGGGCCUCCUCCCCGUCCCUCUCUUCAUCGGAGGGCUUCCAGUACACGUGGCUGUUAUGUUCCUCGGCUUCUACGGGGCCAUGUGGAUCAGCACCUGGAUAGCCAAAGCGAAGAUAGAGAAGGAUUACCACUACGACUACGACGAGGAACUUCUCUACAAGCUUAACUCCAGGACGGGACGAGCGUUUGGGGACACAGAGGAGGACAUGAGGCACGCUAUGACGAAGACACUGAGGCGAAUUGAUACGGACAAGUGCCUGCAGAAGCUCGUUUGUUUCCUAGAGGAGCAGAGUGACAGGUCGCAAGAGGAGGACUUGUUACUGAAACUGUUCCCGGUGACCCAUUGCAAGUCCAGUGUGUUCCCGCGGUGCACGGCGACGGAGGACCAGCUGCGGGAAUUGAUGCACUAUUACCAAAAUGUUGAGAUGAAAAGAACCAUUAGUGUGCUGGAGAAAGAAGUGUUGUAGAUGUGUUGUUUUAGUUUUGUUUAGCAGUGUGUGUUAGGAAAGUGUGUAUGUGUGUAUGUGUUAGGGGCUAUGUAAUACGAUCAGAAUUUAGAGGUGAAAGAGUGUGUUUUUGCGUUAAAGAAGGAUGUUAUGUGAGUUGGCAGAUGAAAGAGAAUGUUUAAGCGUUAGAGAAAGAUAAGUUAGUUGUGUUUAGAGAUUGUUUGUUCAUGAAUGUGUUAGACGAAGAAGUUAAGUCUGAGUUAGCGUGUUAGAAAAGGAAGUUGUAGGAAGUCUUAUAGAAAUGGGAAAGAAAAGAAAAGUUGUAGGAAGUUUUAUAGAAAAGGGAAAGAAAAUGAAGUUGUAGGAAGUUUUGAAGUUGUUAUUCUUGGUUUGUGUUAGAGAAAGAAGCUUAGCCCGCCUGAGUUUGCGUGUUAGAAAUGAGAAAGUUGUAGGAAUCUUGUGAGUGAGUGAGUGAGUCAGUCAGUCUAGCUUUGUGUCUUAGGUUAGUGUGUUAAAAGAGGCCAGUCAUUCAGUCAGUUUGUGGUGUGUGAAAGAGUUACUGCCAGGUUAAGUUAGUGAGUUUGGCUUGGUGUGUUAGAGAAGUUACCGCCAUUUUAUUUUUUAUUAUGUAAGGGUGAAACUCCGCCCAAAGGUAACAAAACGACCAAACAAAAAAUGCUCACUUAGAUGCCAGUCCCCGAGCAGUCAGUCAGUCAGUCAGUCAGUCAGUCAGUCAGUCAGUCCGUCAGUCAGCCAUUCUCUCCUUCCCUUUACAUAUACGAGUAAAUGAAGCACUUUCGUUAAAAAAAAAAAUGUCUGACUGUGUGUGUGUUGGUUCACGAGUCACUGUUGUUGUUGUUGUUGUUGUUGUUGUUGUUGUUGUUUAUUGUUAUUUAUUGCUAUUUAUUGCUUCCAUACUCUUAAGUCAACUCUUUACUUACUUUUUUAUUUUAUUUUAUUUAAUCUAUUUAUUUAUUUUUGUCCUAAAGUUAAGUUACAAUUUCUUCCCCCCCCUCUCUCUCUCUCUCUCUCUCUCUCUCUCUCUCUCUCUCUCUCUCUCUCUGGUACUUAUUUAUUGAUGUAUUUAUUUAUUCACCUAAUUAUUAAAAGCAAGCCGUGUA